AUGUGUGUGAAUGGGAGUCAGCAGCGCGAGGAGUGAUGGAGACUGCCUUCAUAGUUACUGGAACUUAUUUUUAUUACCUCUGAAAGUAGGAGGCUCGUCUACUGAUUCUCUAGCUUGGAAUAUUUCUUUGGUGCUCAUUAUUGUUAUUUCUUAUUUUUCACAGCUCAGCCAGCGGAUUAGGGUGAUUUUGGGGGAGAGGAGAGGCUGUUUUACCCUUCUCUCCUCACCACUAUAACACCUGAACAACCUUUUUCUUUUCAGUUCUUUUUUAUGCUUCAUUACAUCUUUUUUGGUCCCGUGUCGGAUUCUUUGGAGGAUUAAUAAAAAGAGAAAUCCCAGAACAGCUGGAUUGGGUUUGUUUCUGCUUCAUCUCCAACUCAGCGGGACUGGAGCAGCAUGGAGCUGCUUUGGCUUGGAUGUGGAGGUGUUUGGAGGGUGCUGGCUCGGAGGAGGACAGGAGGACUCUACCUGCUCCUGGUCUCCUGGCUGCUGGGAGCGCACGCCACUGCGCACGAUGCCCCUUCAUCGACUUCCUCCUCUUCAGCUAAUGCUGGUUUCGUGGACUUUAGCUUCACCCGGGAGCCUCAGGACAUGGUGACGGUGCGAGGCGGUGUGCUGCAGCUUGACUGCCAGGCUCAAGCGGAUUCAGUGGCAGGACCUCCUACCAUCAUGUGGCGUAAAGACGGCGUGCUGCUCAGCACAGUGGUGGACGAGCGGAGGCAACAGUUGGGAAAUGGUACGCUACUGGUGCACAAUGUGGUGCACUCACGGCACCACCGGCCCGACGAGGGAGAGUAUCAAUGCCUCGCCACACUGGACGGGCUAGGGAGCAUCGUGAGCCGGACAGCAAGGGUCACUGUGGCCGGACCUCUGAAAGUGAUCGUCCCCACGGAGUCGGUCUCUUCCUACUUGGGGGAUACUGCCCUGUUGUGCUGUGAGGUCUCAGGAGACCCAACGCCUGUCAUAAGAUGGCAGAAGAACCGGGAGGACCUGCCACUGAGCUUGGAGCUCGACUCCCGCCUCGCAGUGCUGCCGUCCGGCUCGCUGCAGGUGAGCCGAGUUCAACCUCCGGACUCAGCUACGUACCGCUGUCUGGCUGACAACCCUGGCAGCACCAGGACGGGGAUGGAUGCAGAGCUGCGAGUGCUCCCAGAACCUGGUGUAAGCAGGAACCUGCAGUUCCUCCAGCGUCCGUCCAGAGUAACUGCUCUGCUGGGAACAGAUGCCGUGCUGGAAUGUUCCGCCUCAGGCUACCCGACGCCGAGCAUCCAAUGGAGAAGAGGCGAUGAAGUGAUACAGAGCUGGAAUAAGAAGUACUCUCUGCUGGCCGGCAGUAAUCUGAUCAUCAGGAGUGUGACUGACGAUGAUUCUGGCAGCUACAGCUGUUCAGCCAGCAACAAGAACCACAACAUCACUGCGUACGCAGAGCUCAGCGUAUCGGUGCCUCCUCAGUUCCUGAACUACCCCACGAACACGUACGCCUACGAGUCCACCGACAUCGAGUUGGAAUGUGCUGUGACAGGAAAUCCGCUGCCAACCGUCCGUUGGAUGAAGAACGGGGAGGAAGUCAUCCCCAGUGACUAUUUUCAAAUAGUGGAUGGCAGCAACCUGCAGAUUUUGGGUUUGGUGAAGUCAGAUGAAGGAUUUUAUCAGUGCGUUGCUGAGAAUUCGGCCGGCAGCUCUCAGGCCAUGGCUCAGCUGCUGCUCCGAGAGCCAGUGUCCCCCAGCCCAGGCGUUGCCCUUCCCUCUGCCCCCCGCGACCUGGUCCCUGUCCUAGUGUCCAGCCGAUUCGUCCGACUCAGCUGGCGCCCUCCAGCGGAGACAGGAGGAGGUGUGCAGACCUAUGGUGUCUAUUAUUCCCAGGACGGAGUUGAGAGGGAGAGGUCAGUGAACGUGUCAGAGCCGGAGUCUCUGGAACUGACGGUUUCCAACCUGAAACCAGAGGAGAGCUACACCUUCAGAGUAAUCGCUUACAAUGAGGUGGGGCCUGGAGAGAGCUCCGCCCCCCUCAGGAUCACCACCAAGCCAGACCUGCAGGUUCCCAGCAGGGUGGAGUCUCUCCGAGCUCUGGCUCUGUCUCCGACAUCCAUCCAGGUGAGCUGGGAGCCUCCCAACUAUCCCAAUGGGCCCAUUCUGGGAUACAGACUACUGUGGACCGAAAGCCCAUCUGGCAAGGAGCAGAGCGUGGAGGUGAGUGGACUCAACUACAAGAUGGAUGGACUCAACAAGUUCACAGAAUACACGGUUCGGGUUUUAGCAAUGAACCGCUACGGACCAGGAACCGCAUCUGAGACCGUCAGCAUCACCACCCACUCAGACGUGCCCGGUGCUCCUCCUCAGAACAUCACCUUGGAGGUUGUCCUGUCCAGGAGCAUCAAAGUGUCCUGGCAGCCGCCCCCACGCAGCGCCCAGAAUGGCGUCAUCACUGCUUACAAGAUCAAAUACAGGAAGACUGGUCGCCGUGGAGACCAGGAGGCCAUUGAACCCAACAACUUCUGGUACCUGUUCUCAGGCCUGGAGAAAGGCAGCCAGUACAGCUUCCAGGUAGCAGCGAUGACUGUAAAUGGAACCGGUCCUGCCAGUGAGUGGACCACUGCAGAGACACCGGAGAACGAUCUGGAUGAGAGCCAGGUGCCUGACCAGCCUAGCUCUCUGCAUGUCAGACCCCUUCCCAACAGCAUCAUCAUGUCCUGGACUCCUCCGCUCAGCCCAAACAUCCUGGUGCGAGGUUACAUCAUCGGUUACGGAGUGGGAAGUCCCUAUGCCGAGACAGUCCGGGUGGACAGCAAGCAGAGAUACUACUCCAUCGAAAACCUUGAGCCCAGCUCACACUAUGUGAUUUCCCUGAAGGCGUUCAAUAAUGCUGGAGAGGGAGUUCCUCUGUACGAGAGUGCCGUCACACGAUCUCUGACAGACCCCAUAGACCCAUUAGAAGAUGACCUCUUCCAUCUCUUUGAUAAAUACCCCACUCCCAUGCCAGACACCAGCACUCCCAUGAUCCCCCCAGUGGGGGUCCAAGCUGUCGCUCUAUCUUCGGACUCCGUCCGUGUUUCCUGGGCUGACAACUCCAUGACGAAGAACCAGAAGUCCUCUGAGGUCCGGUACUACUCUGUCAAGUGGAAAUCAAGCUUCUCUACCAGUGGAAAAUACAAGUCUGCAGACACCACAGCUCUCAGCCACACCGUCACCGGCCUCAAACCAAACACCAUGUAUGAGUUUGCUGUCAUGGUAACCAAAGGUCGCAAGUCCAGCACCUGGAGUAUGACGGCGCAUGCCACGACGUAUGAAGCAGCUCCUAGCUCUGCCCCCAAAGAUCUGACCGUGAUCAGCCGCGAGGGACGUCCUCGAGCCGUGCUAAUCAGCUGGCAGCCACCUAUGGAGGCUAAUGGACGAAUCACAGGUUACAUCCUGUAUUACACGCUGGAUAAGAAUAUUCCCAUAGACGACUGGGUGAUGGAGGCCAUCAGCGGCGACCGGCUGACCCACCAGGUCGUGGAUCUGAACCUCGACACUGUUUAUUACUUCAGGAUUCAGGCCAAAAAUGCCAAAGGGGUCGGCCCCCUGUCCGAGCCAAUCCACUUCAAGACGGCCAAAGUGGAGCACCCAGACAAGAUGGCCAAUGAUCAAGGUCGUGGAGGUGAACACACCUACUGGCCGUCUGACACCAACCUGAUUGACAGGAGCAGCAUCAACGAGUCGCCCAUUGCGAUGCGCCCCCCUCACGGCAGCGUCACGCCCCAGAAGAACAGUAACCUCCUGGUCAUCAUUGUGGUGUCUGUUGGGGGGGCGUCACCGUGGUCGUGGUGCGUGAUUGUGGCUCUCAUCUGCACCCGCCGCUCCUCUGCCCAGCAAAGGAAGAAGAGAGCGAGCCACAGCUCCAGCAAGAGGAAGGGCAGCCAGAAGGACCUUCGGCCUCCGGACCUGUGGAUCCACCACGAGGAGAUGGAGAUGAAAAACAUGGAAAAGGCUCCCAGUGUUGCCCCGUCUGGACGGGACUCACCCAUCCAGUCCUGCCAAGACCUCCCUCAGGUGGCACACAGCCAAUCAGAGAGCCAGAUGGGAAGCAAGAGCAGUCACUCAGGGGCGGAUGCUGACGAGGCCUCCAGCAGCAUCUCCACGCUGGACCGCUCCCUGGCCGCCAGGAGGGGAACGAGAGGAAAAAUGAUGAUUCCCAUGGACUCACAGCCGAGUAACACGCCCGUGGUCAGCGCCAUCCCGGUGCCUGCUCUGGACUCCUCUCAGUAUCCGGGGAUCCUGCCUUCACCUUCCUGUGGCUUCACACACAACAAGUUCAGCCUGAGGUCCAUGCCUUUCCCCAGCCUGACUGUGGACAGAGGAUACACAGCAGAUUCCACCAGUCCUCUCCUCCAGCAGCCUCCACCUCAGCAGACUGCCCCCCUCCUCCCUGGUGUGUCGGCUCCUCCUGGGGAGCACAUCCCCCCGGUUGGUCCAGUUCCAGGGGCGCCAGCUACUGCUGUUAGCACUGAGGAGGCCCAGCCGGGAAGCAAUCGGACCAUUCCCACGGCCUGCGUACGGCCCACCCACCCGCUACGAAGCUUCACCAACCCACUGCUUCCACCACCCAUGGGGACCAUUGACCCGAAGGUGUACACCUCCAUGAUGACCCAGUCCACCGGCAGCCUUCCGAAGCCCCAGGUGAAGACGGCGUCUUUGGGUCAGGCCGGUAAAGCUCGCUCUCCAUUGCUGCCCGUCUCAGUUCCCACAGCUCCGGAUGUACAGGAAGAAGGACCGAAGCUUCCAGAGGAUCCAGCUGCCAACGUUUACGAGCAGGACGACCUGUCGGAGCAGAUGGCCAGUCUAGAGGGGCUGAUGAAGCAGCUCAAUGCCAUUACCGGCUCUGCCUUCUAACCCCUGGCCCUAGCCCAAGUUCAGCUCAGCUCGGAGCCAUGGACCACUCUGGAUAUCUUCCACAAGCCUCCAUGUCACCUUGUGUUCAUUCUCUAUGGACAUCGAAAGGGUCGCUAUGGGCCUGAGGAUGCCCCAGAUCUCUGUUUCUCCUGGCCUGGGCUUGUAUCUGCUGGCUCUGGGAAUCGGACAUAAGGGAAUAAAACUGAUUUUAAACACUGCAACCGAACAGCGAUAACUCCAGGAACAGCUUCUUCAGGAGAUCAAACUGAAACCCCUCUGCAUUCUUCAACCUCAAACACAUAACUGGAAAAUGCAAUGCCUUGCACCUCCACUUGAUCAGGAAGAAAGGAAUAUUAGAAAAAAAGAAGUUCUAAGAUCCCUCCUCUUUCUACUGUUUGUGGUAUUUAUUAGCUUGCUCCAUUAAGCUUUCCUUAACUGAGUUACAAUGACUGUAUCUCUCUUACUUGCAACUGCUGUUAACAUUAUUCUUUCAUCUUUGAGGUUUUGUUUGGGUUUUUAACUUUUCCAGGAUGUGUAUUUGUGUAAAAAAAAAAAAAAAAAAAAAAAAAACACUGUCAGACACCUACAGCUGAAAGGAGAAAAACAUCCUCAGCCACCAAA
This is a messenger RNA of Melanotaenia boesemani (Boeseman's rainbowfish), 5490 nucleotides long. RefSeq names its product DCC netrin 1 receptor (gene dcc). NCBI's taxonomy places the organism in Eukaryota, Metazoa, Chordata, Actinopteri, Atheriniformes, Melanotaeniidae. Gene Ontology annotation, molecular function: protein binding. Gene Ontology annotation, cellular component: membrane. Gene Ontology annotation, biological process: cell-cell adhesion. The record is from RefSeq and is a predicted model, not a curated record.